GACUUUGAAUUUUAAAAACCACGCUCCCCAUCCAGCAGCUCACUCACUCUCCGGUCGAUCGCUCUCUCGCCAGGCCGAGCCACACCGCCACUUGCCCCGAUAUUUCCUCGCUUGCUUGCUCGUUGGCUCCUUCCACCGAUCGCCUGCGCCACAAGCCGGCCGGCAGCGCGCUCGGUCUCCCAUGCGCUGCCUUUGACCACCGCAGCUCCACGAGUCCGCACCCCGCACAUGGCGUGAGAGCGUGGGCUAGCUGAUAAGUCCAAGAAGUCCAAGCUCGUGCACGUCGAGGCUUGCGUGCGUGCAGAGUUCGUGAAGGGAAGGGAAGGAAGAAACCUACUAUGGCCGCGCAGGAGGGCGCCGCGGGGACGGCGAACCAGGUGUCGAGGGUGCGGUACGGCGACGUCGACGACAGCAACUUCGCGCUGCGCGGCCGCGCCGUGCCGCUGCUGGCCGGCCUGCUCGCGCUCCUCGUCGCCUUCGUCGCCGUCUGCCUCUACCUCCGCUGGGCGUGCGGCCGGCGCCGCGCCCGCCGCGAUGCCGGCCGCGAGGCCUCGUCCUCGUCCGCCGCGGCGUCGCCCGUGCCCGGCCUCGACGCCGACGCCAUCAAUGGGCUGCCCGUCACGCUCUACAGCCCGCCCGCCUCCUCGCCGGCGCGCUCCCCAACUCGGCAGAAGGGCGGCGGUGGAGACGAGGAGCAGGCGGCGGCGGCGGCGGCCGUGGAGUGCUCGAUCUGCAUCAGCGCGCUGGUGGCCGGGGACAAGGUGAAGGCGCUCCCUCCCUGCGGCCACUGCUUCCACCCGGAGUGCGUCGACGCCUGGCUCCGCUCCCAGCCCAGCUGCCCGCUCUGCCGCACCCUCCUCCUCCCCGCCCCCGCCGUCGCCAAACCUGUCGACGUUGUCAACGGAGGCCACCCGCCGCCGGUGUGACUCGUCAGCCAGAAGACAACGUGCUCGCACGCCAACUCAUCGAAGCAUGACAAGCAGGCCCCACCUGUAAGCCACUUAUUGCUAUAAAGCCCGUCCCGGUUUAGCAACAGAGGCAAAUGGCCAAUGUGGCUAGGUAACUGGCCCCGGCGACGGCGAGGUGCGUCAUCGCCGGCCGGAAAGGCAGCGCCAGCUUUGCCAUGGCACGACGGGAGCCGUUCUUUCGCAGGCCGGCCGGCGCCGUGGGGUCGCGUCGUCUCUCCGGCCACUUUUCUACCUUAAAUUUUCUGUUCAAGCCUCCAAAGGGAAGGACAGCGGUGUAGGCUGUACAUUAAAAUUAUCUAUGUCAUGAGUAUUGUAGUAC
Molecule: messenger RNA, 1287 nt
Organism: Triticum aestivum (bread wheat)
Lineage: Eukaryota; Viridiplantae; Streptophyta; Magnoliopsida; Poales; Poaceae
Product: RING-H2 finger protein ATL66
Exons: 1
Coding region: 339-926 (195 amino acids)
Source: RefSeq, a predicted model, not a curated record